Triplophysa dalaica is the source of this 1144-nucleotide messenger RNA. RefSeq names its product interleukin 12Ba (gene il12ba). The coding region runs from base 101 to 1099 and encodes 332 amino acids. Lineage: Eukaryota; Metazoa; Chordata; Actinopteri; Cypriniformes; Nemacheilidae. Gene Ontology annotation, molecular function: protein binding. The record is from RefSeq and is a predicted model, not a curated record. The transcript is spliced from 8 exons.
GGGAUUUUUUUCUCCUGACAAGUUAAAAUGGACAAAAAACAGAGCCAAGUUAGAAUCUGUUUGUGGUGCUUGUUCUUGUUGGAUUAUCGAAUGACCAGAGAUGUAUUAUCUUUUGUUUGUUGUGGCGUUCCUCCAGUUCUCUGAUGUGGGUGGAAUCCAAACAACUAAGAACUACUGGACACUCAAACCAAAUGUGAUUGUGGUGGAUGUGGAUGUAGCUAAAGAUAUGGACAUAGUGGAAGUGCCUCUGAUCUGUGGUGAAGAGUUCGAGGGAACCAAUGUUACCUGGACGAAAAACCAAGGGGAGCAUCUGGAGGCUUUUGGAAACAGGAUUAUAGUCACAGUAGAUGGGUGGAAGGGGGCCAACUAUUCCUGUUACAACAGCGAAGGCACCAUCCUUAAUAACACACUGGUGCUGGCUCAGUGGACAUUUAGGAAAAUUAUAAGGGACACCCCUGAGAAAGGUUACAUCCAUUGUUCAUCAAAAAACUACAGUGGAUCCUUUCAAUGUUCCUGGACAUGGGGUAAAAACAGGAACGGCCACGUUGCUGUUGUUGCUCAUAUCAAAGCUACGCGCUCUCAAAGUGGAAACCAGAUCAGCUGCAGUCUGGAUUCCAGUGGACAAAGUAUAACAUGCUUGGACCAACACUACUGUCCUUAUGCAGAGGAGGUUGAUCUCAUCAACCUGACCAUCUAUUUCAGAAGCAGCUAUGUUAUAGAAGCCUACCACAAACAGUUCCACAUUAUGGAUAUCGUGAGGCCUGAUACAGUGGAUAUUAAAAGGAUAAAUCAAACUUCUGUCAAACUAGAGUAUCCCCACUCCUGGAACACACCAUCCUCCUACUUUCCUCUCAUCUUCCAAGUGAAAGAGAUACGCUGUCGGAAACGCAGAAAAUGUGACUGUUCGAAACCGAGCUCAGCUGAGACUUACUCCACACAAAGUCACCAUCUGUCAGUGACUAAAGGAAUGACAGUGUGCGCGAGAGCACAAGAUCAAUUCUGUAAUUCCUCUUGGAGUGAGUGGAGCCACUACAAAUGCAAUGCCCGGAAAAAUAGACAGAGGAAACGAGAACAAAAGUUAAAUGAGAUGUCCUUAUAAUUGUUAUUCUUUAAGACCAUAAAAGACCAUCAAAUUCUAUUGUGG